Spirometra erinaceieuropaei is the source of this 6786-nucleotide messenger RNA. Lineage: Eukaryota; Metazoa; Platyhelminthes; Cestoda; Diphyllobothriidea; Diphyllobothriidae. The record is from the annotation of a GenBank genome assembly.
AUGAAUGUUGGAGAAGCUGCGGAAAUACACCCUAAUGAAGAAGAAAAAAGUCAAAUAACGUAAGCAUGAACGCAUUUGUGUGUCUGCAUAAUAAGUCAACUGGCUAAUGUACUUAAAAAAUUUAAGAAAAAUAAAAUACACUUGUAGAGACUAUGUACAUAAAUUAAAUUCGUUUAUGAACAGAGUAAGUAAUAACGGUCUUUUUUCUCUUCCAAAAUACAGACCAUCGGCUCCAGGUCGCAGAAAAACCAGGCAACCGCAGGUUGAUUUUUUAACGAAGGAGGAAGAAAUAACUGAAGCUAUAAACUCGGAGAAGGUGGUGGAAUACUGCCAAGCUAGGGGACUGCUGCCGUAUGUGGUAAAAUGCCAAUGUGGACGGCCAAUGCGUCAGCAAGUAAUGAGGCUGCACACCGACGGAUAUGUGUUCCGGUGCAGCCGAUGUCGAAAGCGGAAAGCUCUAAGAAAAGGCUCGAUUUUCGAAAGCAGUCGACUGACCAUCAGGACAAUAAUGAAAAUAUGGCUGGCAUUUAUAAGAGGCAUGAGAGUGAAACAGUGCGCUGCGGAUAUCAGAAUAAGUCAUACUACUGCAGUGCAGUGGUAUGCACUUUGUCGUAGUAUCUGCUCCACCGCCCUAAUGAACGAAAGAAAACAGAUCGGCGGUCCCGGGGUUGAAGUACAAGUUGAUGAAUCACUAAUCAGCCGGCGCAGAAGGCAACUUUGGCUAGUAGGUAUGUACGAUACCAGACGAAAGAAAGCACUUUUUGACCAAGUGAACGAUAGAAGCUGGCCAGCUCUGAGAGCUGUCAUAAAGAAGUGGGUGGCCAAAGGAAGUAUAAUAGUAACGGAUGAAUGGAAGGCGUACAAGCGCCUUCCAUCAGAAGGCUAUGAACAUUUUACUGUCAAUCAUGCCAAGCAUUUGAAGGAUCCGACCACAGGAAAACAUAUCAAUACGAUCGAGGCGUAUUGGAAGAGACUAAAACGAAAACUCCACGAAGGGGGACCAGUGUCUGGUCGUGCAAUAUGGGCCCACGUAGAUGAGAUCCAGUAUCGUUUAUGGUUUCGCCUAGACAGCGUUGACAUAAAGCAAGCUUGGGAACUAUUCCUCUCGCAUAUUGCGGAUGCAUAUCCUCUGCAAUAUCUUCCCAAACAGGCCACCUGAAAGACUAAUUUCACAAGACAGUUCAACGACCGUUUGUAAAUUUUUGUAAAUAAACUAUAAUACAUUUAAGUGACCUAUUAUUGGUUAUGGGACGGGCUACGCGCAAGCAUUUUUGGAUAAGCACAUAAGUCACCGAGGAUCCGUUCGACAAAAGAAACCGUUUGGGGAUGUUGGGGAAGCCGAGCGAUUGUGCUCUGGCCGAGAUAAAGUAAACUUAACACAGCUGACGAUCCUUCCAACGCCCGUUGUAUGUUGAGUACCGACAUGUCACAAAAGGCUGAGGUGGUGUAUUCGAAGAAGUAGGUAAGUCACGACGUACGCGUUCGAUAACGGAAACCGUUUGGAGACGUCGAGGGAGCCGAGCGCUUGUGCUUUGGCUGUGUCAAUGGAAAUUAAACACAGCUGACAAUCCUUCAAACGCCUGUUGUACGUUGACUACGGGCAUGGCAUAAAAGACUAAGCUGAUGUAUUUGAAGUAGUAGGUAAGUAAUGGUGCACGCGUUCGAUAAAGGAAACUGUGUGGAGAUGUUAGGAAAGCCGAGCGUUUGUGCUCUGACCGAGAUAAAGUAAACUUAACACAGCCGACGAUUCUUCCAACGUCCGUCCCAUGUUGAGUCCCGACAUGGCAUAAGAGGCUAGGCUGAUGUAUUCGAAGAAGUAGGUAAGUCCUGGCGUACACGUUCGACAACAGAAACCGUCUGGGGACGUUGAGGGAGCCGAGCAUUUUUGCUCUGAACGAGACAAUGGAAAUUAAACAGCCGACAACCCUCACAACACGUCGUGUUGUGAGUACCGACAUGGUACAAAGGUCUAAGCUGGUCUUCCUGAAGUGGUUAAUAAUUUCCGGAAUCUGCUACAGGCGUAUAUUCUAUUUCUUUCUGAAUACCAGUAAAUCAAGGUAAUUUAGGCGAUUACGGGUUUCAGGGCAUGAAUUCCGAGUUUGGCCUCAUUGUGGACUAUAAAUGAGUAAAAGUUGUACCGUUAUUUCUGUGUGUUCGGUCAUAUCAAUUUGCGAUUUAACGUCAGAUAUUUUUUUCGUGUUACUGUGAAUUUAUAAACCAAGCAGGGCCUACUCUAUAGACAAAUGAACGGAGUAGCUAUAGGCUAGCUCAUUGGUCCGCUUUUGGCGAAUAUAUUCAUGGGGAAGUUAGAAGCUUCCAAGCUUCCUCGCCAGAUCACUCGUCUGAGAUGCUAUGUGCGUUACUUGACUGAUGUACUCGCGAUUGCACCGAAACAAAAUGAUGCCUCAGUUUUACUGGACGGCAUCAAUCAGGCGCACCCAUCAAUCAAACUUACGCUGAAAGGUGAGCAGUUCGGAUAGUUCGCCUUUCUGGGUGUGCUUUUUGAGUGGAAGAUCUGACGAUAGUGUUCGACGUAGCGUCUAUCGUAAGAAGACGUGGCCCGCACAAUAGACCAGUUUUGAGAGUUUCGUACUGUUUAACCUGAAGCGUAAUUUAGUCCGCUGUUUGACCCAAAAAGUAAGGAGAAUUUGUUCGACUAAUAGCAUUGGGAUAAAACUGAAGAUUGUCGAGGAUCUCCUUCGUCAAAACGGGUACCCCGAUUGAUUCAGUGCCAAGUGCAUGACCGAAAGACCACCGAAGCCUCCGACGCUUACGGCAGAUAAGAAAAAGCUUCCUACCAGAUUUCCGUUUCGAGGGGACGCGCCGUUUGAACUUCUGAGAAGGUGCCUAACUCAAGCUGUACCACGCACGUAUCCGGCAGCUGACGCCUGUGUGCUCCACCGCUAGUCCCAUUCUAUGCGGAGGGGUCAAGGACAAACUACCAGCCCAGACUACCUCUAUAUAUAUAUAUAUAUAUAUAUAUAUAUAUAUAUAUAUAUAUAUAUAUAUAUUACUCCUUCACCUGCUCCUAUGGAGCAGGACGUAUUGAUCGCGCGAGACGGCGUUUGUCUAAAAGAAUAAGAGGACACCUUCCAGCAUGGUUAGGAAAGGGCCAGAUAAAGAACGUUAACGGCUAUAUCCUCUUGCAGACACAGACCACCGUGUGGAUGCCGGACAGGGCUUCCGAGUGAUUCACAAGGUUCCGUCAAGCUAUCCCAAAUCACUUGAACAGCGUCUGUUAGCAACUGCAUAGGCGGAUGCAAUCAGGUUACGCAAAGCAGUCCUAUGUGCGCAGAAGAAUUUCGUACAGACCCCACACUGGCUAGCCAGCCAACCUCGCGCACACAAUUACCCGUCCCAGUGCUUAUCAUUCCCCUACCCCCCCCCCGAUACUGACGGUAAUUUUGUCUUUCACUUCACCCCCCCCCAAACCCCAACCACAGAAUAACUUAUACUUCCCCACACUUUCUUAUUUAUCAUUUCCGUAACAAUAUAAAUGUACAGGCCUGGAGGGAAGUUAUCGAAAGCAAACGUAUGCUCGCCAAAUUGCCUUUACAAUGUAGUAGUUUGCUAGGCAACCUACCCUCAUCAGAAUUUUUUAUAACUUGGCGGUCUCCUUUGUGCGAAUAGGAAAUUUCGAGAAGACGCAUUAUUCUUGCGAUCUUUUACAGGAAGGGAUACUUUUAUUCAUUUUUUUUUCAUAAGGUGUGCCAAAGUUUAUAAUGGCGCAGGAAAUCGAUGUGACAAAUUCGUGCUGCUUGCCGUAGAGGUGGUAGCCUGAAAUGCCAUCAUUUUUACAAGAAAACCCCUUUAAUGCUAAAUACGCCCUCGCCCAUCAACCAUAGUCGUUCAGAAACAAAGAAAGGACCGUUUUUUUAAAAGAGGGCACCGUUUGAUUUGUAAAUCACUAUUUGCUGGUAUAAAAAACAUCAGUCUUUACUGACAGGUCGAAUUUAGUUAGAUGACCAUAUUGCAAAUCAAUUAAAUAAGUCUGACUAUAAGGGCACAUGAGGAAGAGAGCGAAUAAAGUGAGGAAAUGAUUAGUAAAAUAAUAAGAAAUCCGAAAAGCAAUGCCUUGUUGACCGUCGGUCUGCUCUUAACAGAGUAAACGUUUCCCCCAACAUACGUGUACACAGGUUGUCUUUAGUAAUUUGUUCAGUCUGAUUUUCUGGUAUAACAACCCUUUCUUGGAUCGGAAGCCUCUUUUUGACUUGUGCAAAGAUUUUUGGUAGGAUUACGAUCCAGGCUGUUGACAAGAAUAAAAGUUAACUGGAGGUCACAUGCGGAGAGGCUGGUUGUUGUCUAAGAAGUUUCCUUAUAUUUGCAAGUAUUAUGUGAUUCAUGCCCCUUUACUAGAGCAUUGUCGUGUAAAAUUAUGAUUUGCAUUGCACAGGCCACUCUGCUAUGAUCUCAGAUGGUCGAGAUAAUCAAAUUGUCAAUAUUUGCAAAGAAAGUCCACUAAUGAAUGACUAAAGGGGACCCACUAUGUGUUCGUAAUGGAAUGAGUUUUCUGCGAAAACUAAAAUUGUUUUCAGCACUGCGUACAACAUUGUACACUAAAUGUCGUAGUCGACAACAUGUUUUAGCUGCACCUGUGAAAAACUCCCCAAAACGCAAAAAACUUAGUUCCAGCAUAGCACAUAGUGUGUGUGUAAACCACCCAGGAUAGAACAGAAUAGCUACGUCAUGGCCAACCAAACAAGUGUUUUGGUAACAGGGAGCGAGUAGUCAGGUCAUUUGGGUCAAAAUGUGAAGUUAAGCACAAAUAGGCGCUACUUCAUGCCAAUGAAGCGGCGAAUGGGGCUUGCUGAGGAUGGCAAGCACAUAAUUUUGCACUGCGAAAACCAGUGUGGCGCAUCGCACUGUAGCCAAAGGCACCCUCUAAGACCGCUAGGACCACGUAACAACGGGUUAGAGUGGAUGGGGGAAGAUUAGAUGUAGCAUGUUUGCGCUUACAGUUAGUACAGAAAAUCCGAAAAAAUUAAGUCACUCUGUAUGAUCCACAAACUGGUGAAAAUAUAUCCAGCUUUACACGUUUUCAUCUACUUAACUACAUAUUAUUACUCAGCUCACUUGCAGUGCUCACUUGUGUCGUUUCAGUUUUUCAUGCUAGCCGUUCACCGGUUAUUAUUUCCUGGCAGAUAAUUUGACUUUUAAAAAUUACGACAGUUUGUUCAAACAAGGUUAGUCCCCAAGCUCCGGGAUUGUUUCUUAGAAUUGUACAAGAGGACUUUAAGACAGUCCACCACCUGGAAUGAUAAGUGGGAUGCGCUUUCGGCGCGAAUGCAGAAGGGGAACUUCUGGCUCUUCACUAGAGUCAUUUUUUUCAAUCUGUAAUUACCCAUAGUUUUAACUGCUUUAAUAAGCUUUUCAAACCGUUGAUUUUGCAGCUUUCUGACCGCCCCCACUUCAGCGUAUGCCCCAGGUGUGCGAUUUUUGGGAAUUUCUUUAUCUCCGUCCUUUUGUUCUUGAGAAAGCUCAUUGUCCAAAUGCUCUGUGGACUGGUUCCAACUUGCGCUGCUUUACAUGUUCUAUAGCAAGCAUGCAUCUCCGCAUCCUUUUAUGAAAUUUUGUAGUAAAUUACAUCCUCCUCCAAAUUCCUCUCCAAAUAAGGUGUACCUUUCAGUUUAAAAGAUUCUUUUAAAUUCUCGAAUAAUUCUAAAUCCCACCUAUCGCUGCACCUUAGUUUAGGACUUCGAAACUCCAACCUCUGUACUUUCAGCCUAGAGAAAAUCGUGCAUUCCCCUGCGCUAUUAAGAAGGUACCAUGUAGUGCUCAUAAUACUUUUCGAACGCAUUAAAAUGGGCGGAUAUAAUGCUACUUGACCAAACAUCUCGCAAUCCUGGGAAAUCCCUUUACAAACUGUCUGGUCAGCCGAUACACUAGAUCGACACGUACUACUACCAUCUGACUAGAUAUCUCCGAUCUUAGCCGUCAUGGCGUGAAACCAUAAUGCGUCUGGCCUGUUGUACUCCCAGCGAUCUGCUUACGUAUGUAUAAGGUUGUCGUGUGAUUUUGAAUUUGCGUGGGCUCAGGCGUCUGCCAAGCUCCUUGGUUCUGGGGUAUCACCGACUUGUGAUGACAAAGAAACCAACGUACUCAGAGGUCUGGCUCUUGCGGUUUUACGAUACCUGUACAAACUACUCAUACAUGCUAGUAAGUCCGAUUUAUAAGCAUUACUUUCACCAAAUUUGUUAGGCAUAGCGUUUGUACUGACAGUUAGAUACGUUGACGCUCAAAUCUAAAAAGACAGACCUGUUAGUGAAAUAACAAAAGAAACUAAUGACUUUUGCGAGCUAAAAUUUCGUCUCCCUUUAUCAUCUCAAGAAUGUUCCUGGCCUUCCGCAAUCAGGUCAUUUUUUGGGCAAAAUGUACAAACAAGUUUUCAUCCCUAAUUGAAUGUGAGGGUUUAGAGAUUUCUAACUUGUCUCUACCACUUUUUAUCCUUCUUACUAGGUAGUCGGAAUUUGCAUUAAUAGGUGGAGCCGUAUCUAAGCAGUCAGUAAAUCUUAACCUCUUACAUCAGCACACUGACGCAAAGGAUUGCCUAACAUUUUGAUACACCAGUUGGACUCCUGGGUGUUUGUGACCAACUAUUGGCAAUGGUCUGAGCUCAACGAGGCAGCGACCGCACCCUAAACCUCGACUUGUCCAUCCAAUAGGCAGUCUUCUAGACUACGAACGUUAGCGCUUUUGGAUAACUUGGAAUCGCCUUUUGUCGUUUUUGGUGAGGAUCGACUUCGCUCCUUCUUCCUUCUGCCAUCCAGCAGUGUCCUCUCCCAGUAA